AUGUGGCUGAGCACUCCUGCUGUCGCAUUUUCCGAUUACAUUCGACACAACGGUAAAUCAACAGGUGAUGAAGUAGUAGGAAUUCAAGUCGUCGAUCCGAACAAUCAUUUGGUUAAAGGAUUUUUACAAGCAUCAAAACAAGCUGAGCCUCAAUGGUGGCUUGAAAGUGGUUCACAUCCAAUAGAAAUUGUUGACAAGCAGAAAGUUCGUGUUUUGAUUCGUUCGAAGAUUCUCGGUCAAAAAUAUCAGUCGGAUGCGGUUCUGGUUACAUUUGAUUGCGGCAAAGGUAAUGUUAUUCAUAUGAUCUCACACUUCUAUUUGCAAAGAACCGAAACGCGUGACGCUCGACAUCAAAUGUCGGCCGAACAAUAUGCAACCGACGUCAGUGCUUCUGAUGCCAUCAAAAACUUGACAAGAAACGCGUCGAAUCUGAACUAUGCACAAGUACAGUCAUCUGCGACGUCAUCUCAAUUCAUCUAUAAUCAAAUUGCUGAAAGAUUAACAAAAUAUAAUCAAUAA
Didymodactylos carnosus is the source of this 519-nucleotide messenger RNA. The record is from the annotation of a GenBank genome assembly. NCBI's taxonomy places the organism in Eukaryota, Metazoa, Rotifera, Eurotatoria, Philodinida, Philodinidae.